Messenger RNA from Callorhinchus milii (elephant shark), 4590 nucleotides. RefSeq names its product AFG3-like protein 2. Gene Ontology annotation, molecular function: zinc ion binding; ATP binding; ATP-dependent peptidase activity. The transcript is spliced from 17 exons. Gene Ontology annotation, biological process: protein-containing complex assembly; mitochondrial protein processing. Gene Ontology annotation, cellular component: membrane; m-AAA complex. The record is from RefSeq and is a predicted model, not a curated record. Bases 124 to 2448 code for a protein of 774 amino acids. NCBI's taxonomy places the organism in Eukaryota, Metazoa, Chordata, Chondrichthyes, Chimaeriformes, Callorhinchidae.
GGCGACCCCCGGGCUGACGUUGGGUUCGGUUCGCGUCAGUUGGGAGGAGAGAGAGAUAGAGAAAGGCCCCGGGGAUAGAGAGAGAGAGAGAGGGAGUGAGAGAGAGAGAGAGAGGCCUGGACUAUGGGCCCGGGUUACGGGCUGCUGUGCGGCUGCCUGCGGGCGGCGGCUGGGCGGGGAGCGGGGCUGUGGAGGCCGUAUUUCAGACCAAACAUUGGCAGAAAUUUUGCACGUCGAGAAAAUAUAAUCACUUUUAGGCUAUGUUCAAAACAACCAAAAGGAUUUGAAAAAUAUUUCUCAAAAAAUAAACAAGCAACAGAACCAAAAGCCAACGAUACUAAAGCAGCUGACCUAAAGUCCAAGGCGUCCGGAGGAAGCAGUGGAGGUGGAGGUGGGGCAGGAGGCAACAGGAAGAGAGGUGGGAAGAAAGACCAAUUCACCUGGUGGAGCCGCAUUCAGAAGGGAGACUUUCCAUGGGAGGAUAAGGAAUUUCGAUACUUGGUUAUAGGAAUUGCUGGAUCUCUCUCUGGAUUUCUAUAUUUGUACACCAGGAAUCCAGGCAGGGAGAUCACCUGGAAAGAUUUCGUCAAUCAUUACCUGGCUCGAGGAAUGGUAGAUCGUCUAGAAGUUAUCAACAAACAAUUUGUCCGUGUAAUUUUCAUCCCAGGGACUGUGACCGCCGAUGGGAGCUAUGUGUGGUUUAAUAUUGGCAGUGUGGAUACCUUUGAGCGCAAUUUGGAAAAUGCUCAGCUGGAGUUAGAAAUAGAAUCAGCUAAUCGUGCAGCAGUGGUGUACAAUACCGAGAGUGAUGGUUCAUUCAUGAUAAGCAUGGUCCCAACUCUCCUGCUCAUUGGAUUCCUGCUCUACACAUUGCGACGAGGGUCAAUGGCAGCCGGCCGUGGGGGGCGGAGCGGGGGACUGUUCAGUGUGAGCGAAACCACAGCAAAAAUACUGAAAGACGAAAUUGAUGUAAAAUUUAAGGAUGUGGCGGGAUGUGAAGAAGCUAAGUUAGAGAUUAUGGAGUUCGUCAACUUUCUGAAAAACCCCAAACAAUACCAGGAUUUGGGAGCCAAGAUUCCAAAGGGUGCUGUCCUAACUGGACCUCCAGGUACUGGAAAAACCUUGUUGGCUAAAGCGACAGCUGGGGAAGCUAAUGUUCCUUUUAUAACUGUGAAUGGUUCUGAGUUCUUAGAGAUGUUUGUCGGUGUUGGACCUGCCAGGGUGAGGGAUAUGUUUGCGAUGGCACGGAAGAAUGCCCCCUGCAUUCUUUUUAUAGAUGAGAUCGAUGCUGUUGGAAGGAAACGGGGCAAGGGGAACUUUGGUGGCCAGAACGAACAGGAAAAUACUCUAAAUCAGCUGCUAGUAGAGAUGGAUGGGUUCAAUACAAGUACCAAUGUUGUAAUUCUGGCUGGAACAAAUCGGCCUGACAUUCUGGAUCCUGCUCUGAUGAGGCCGGGCCGAUUUGAUAGACAGAUUUAUAUUGGUCCUCCUGAUAUCAAAGGACGGGCAUCCAUUUUUAAGGUCCACUUGAGUCCAUUGAAAAUGAACACAAGUAUCAAAAAGGAAGAUUUGGCGCGUAAACUGGCUGCACUCACUCCCGGAUUCACUGGUGCCGAUAUCGCUAACGUGUGUAAUGAAGCCGCUCUUAUUGCUGCUCGACAUUUAAACGAUUCAAUCCAUGCAAACCACUUUGAGCAGGCGAUUGAGCGUGUGAUUGGAGGGCUGGAGAAGAAAACACAGGUGCUACAACCAGAGGAAAAAAAGACUGUUGCGUAUCAUGAGGCUGGACAUGCAGUUGUCGGCUGGUUCCUGGAACACGCUGAUCCGUUACUUAAGGUGUCCAUUAUACCCCGUGGAAAGGGCCUUGGGUAUGCUCAGUAUUUGCCUAAAGAGCAGUAUCUCUACACAAAGGAGCAGCUGUUUGAUCGUAUGUGCAUGAUGCUUGGUGGCCGAGUAUCUGAGAAGAUAUUCUUUGGUCGCAUCACCACAGGUGCACAGGACGAUCUGAAAAAAAUCACGCAGAGUGCUUAUGCUCAGAUUGUUCAGUUCGGCAUGAGCGAUAAACUUGGGCAAGUUUCCUUUGACCUUCCACGCCAGGGUGAUAUGCUCAUUGAGAAGCCUUACAGUGAACAAACCGCACAGAUUAUUGACGAAGAGGUUCGGGCUCUUAUCGGUGCUGCAAAUCAGAGAACAUUGGAAUUGCUAACAGAGAAACGAGUGGAAGUUGAGAAAGUGGCAAAACGAUUGUUGGACAAAGAAGUACUCGAUAAAAGCGACAUGGUUGACCUUUUGGGGGCACGACCUUUUUCAGAGAAAUCCACGUACGAGGAGUUUGUAGAAGGAACCGGCAGUUUUGAAGAAGACACGUCCUUGCCAGAAGGACUGAAGGACUGGAAUCGUGAGAGGGAGCCAAGCAUUGAGGAACUGCCAGAGAAACAGCCCACUUGAAAUAAAUCUGUGCAACUCUCUACUAAUUGUAGAACUUGGUAACAUCCAAAUUGAAACAUUUGCUUUUCUCGUAUAAGGUGAGAUGGCUGAGAACACUAGAGAAUGGAUGAAUUUUCACUUGUCCUAAAAAGAGAUUGAUUGCUAUUUGUUGAUGGAGCAUGACUUGAGUGAGUCAUGCAGUUCAGUGUUGCCUUGUACCAAGCAGAAUUGUAAUUGGUGACUGAGCCCAUCAAUUCCCCGGAACAAAACUGAAGCUGCUAAAUAAACCUUUUCACUUCAUUUCUCUCCUCAAUCUUCUUGGGAGCAUUGGAGAAUAAGUGACGGUGAACUCAAAUGAGAAUUUUAAAUGUUUCAUUUAAUAAAUAGACCACAUUCCAAUGGUUGUAAACUGGCAAUUGCAAGAGAGAAUUUGUUUUAUUCGUGUGAGAAUUUUGACUGCACACAUUUCUGAGUCUAUAGGUCAUUGUCAUUUAUGUAAAUUCUUAUUGAAGUUCUGAAACAUUUGUGCCUUUGUUCAGCUUUCCUCUUAUGUGUGCUGUGCAAAUAUAAAUUCACAAGCAUCAAACACAUUUCAAUAAAGAUGUUUUCCAUGCACAGUAGGUCAAUCAGAAUUAGAGAGAGAGGGAGAGAAGGAAGGUUUAUAUAGGUGUGACACAAUUUGUUUUGUGGUCUGGUCCUGCUUGCCCUCAAAGGGGAUUCUCAGCCUAGUUUGUAUAGUUCUGAUGAAGGCUCAGUGUUUGAAGGUAUCAAACCCAUCUUCCUCUUUCAGAUACCAGUUUUCAGCUUUUCUAUCUGGUUUCUUUAACUGAAGUUGGGUACGGCCUUGUUGUGCUCACACAAUUAUGUAAGUAUGACAGUAUUUUUCUGCUGUUGUGAUAAGUCGUUGCACUGUACUUCUCUUUCACUCCACAAAGAGACCCUAAUGGAAUUACACCAGCCACCGAAACAUGAGAGCUGCGAGCUAGCAUCAGUUGAGCUCAAGAUAAAUAUUCAGUUUCUUAAAUUUGUAGUUUUCACAGGAAUGCAGUUGUUUGGUGUAGGAUAAAUAUAUUUAUUACUGUUCCUGUAUUUAUUUUUUGGGGAGUAAUUGUAGUAUGAAAACAGAAUGUGGUAAAACAUCUUGAAUAAGCUGAAAUGAAGAGCUUUAUCCCACCAUUUCUUUCAGUAUUUAUUCAACAUAUUGAUGCCACAGAGUAUUUCCAUCUUUAAAAUAUCUUUGUGACUCCUGGUGAUUCAGGAUCAAAUGAACAUUACUUCCAGAAUGUGAAGUGACUUGGCUAAACAUAUCCCUUCACUUUCAUGACCAACUGUAGUAUAAUUAAACAAUGGCCUUCAUUUCUCAGCAGUGUACAGGGACAGCUGCUGUGUUGUCUAAAAGCCUGUAUCCCGCAGGGUGUAAUUAAAACACGGGAAUAUUUUUUGGUGAUUGAAGACAUUCCUGGCACAAAAAUGAUCAUUGCUAUUCUGCUGUAUUUCAUGGUGUUUGAUUUCACUCUUGAAAUUCAUCUUGAGACGAUGGUGUCUCCAAUUAAAUGUUUGUACCCAAAUUAUUCAAAUGUGGCUAAUUACAAUGUCCUUCAGCUGCAGGGCAGCCUUUGUAUACUGUUUGUGUUGUGAAUUACCAAUGAUCGAUACAUGGAUUACAAUUUCCCUUCGUUUUUUGAUGGGGCCGAUCCAAUCUGACAAAUAUAUUUUGCCUUUCCAUGUGACAAUAGAUUAUUGUAUAAUAGACAUUUGUAAGAAACUCUCCAAGACUGUAUUUAGUUAAACAGUACAGACUUUUAUUUUAGCUUUGUGCCUUAUUAAACUUCCAUCCAGUUCCCUUGUUCCCUGCAGAAUAUCAGUGGAAAAUAGAUAACCAUCCAAAAUGACAGAAGCUGAUUUUGAGUAUUUAUUAAAUGAUUUUAUUUAUCUGUUGUGCUUUUGAUGAAACAUUGAUGAUUUUAUAACGGAAAAUCAGCAACUAGGCUGAGAGGAUAAUUUUCUAGAUAAAGAACAGCAUUACUCUAAUAGUCUUUAAGCUUAAUGUACUGCGGUUUUGUGUGGGGAAAGAAUCUAUGUAAGAAAUGUUUGUCUAAAAAUGAUUCAGCCUGUCAAUGAGGAGAUAUCCUUAAUGAUUAAAGAAUUGAAAUAUUGGUAAAA